GCGCAACGUACUGGACAUUUUUCCUCGCCUAGAAAACGUAUAGUCUGAGGAUAAAGGAUCACAAUACUGUUCUCGGCAACGGCACCCUCGUCAACCGGGUCAGUUGUGAUUGGAUCGCAGCAGCAGAGCCUGCUCCAACAGCUUGCGCCAACAGCGGUUCCUUUAUCCAUGUUUUUGCUGCACACCCCCUCCAUUGGUGCGUUGGUUGGUUGGUAAGGAUUGUUUCCGCCCUCCUCUCAUUCUUUCUUCUCUCUUUUUUCAUCGUUUCUCGCAAAACGUCCCUAAAACCUUGUUUCCAGUGACUAAGUUUCACUGUUUUGGACGCUUGUUUUCGUGAUUGAAGAUGGUCAACAGGCCAGAGGCCCAGCCGGCUUCGCCUCCUGUCGCGGCGACCUCAUCCCCGACGCCGGCCGCGGAACCCGCGACAACGGCCUCACCUCGGAGCCCACCCAAGAGCUCGCGGGGCAGCUCACCGAGCAAUCCUCAAGCCACGAUUGAAGGAGCGGAUGCCUUGGAAGCGGAGGAGCCAGCAAGUGAGACUGAUGAUGGCGCUUCCAUUGAUGACCAAAUCUCAUCGUACACGGCUUCACUGGCAUCGAGUGCUGUAGACUAUCCUAUUGAGUUUGGUCGCCGCUACCAUGCAUUCCGCCCGGGAGCGUACUAUUUGCCCAAUGACGACACUGAGAUGGAUCGCCUUGACAUGACACAUGACCUUACACUGAGGAUGCUGGGACACAAGCUUUAUCUGGCACCCCUUGAGAAAGAAAAGGUCAACAGAAUCCUGGACAUUGGAACUGGCACCGGAAUCUGGUCCAUGGAGAUGGGUGACCUCUUCCCCAAUGCCGAGGUUUAUGGAAAUGAUUUGAGUGCUAUCCAGCCAGAAUGGGUUCCGCCGAACGUCAAGUUCGAAAUCGACGAUGUCGAAAGCGACUGGAUCGGCGAUCGGAAGUAUGACUUUAUCUUCUGCCGCUACAUGAUCGGCUCGAUCGCCAACUUUCCAAAGCUGAUCAAAAACGUCUACGACAACCUCAACCCCGGCGGUUGGGCAGAGUUCUCAGACAUGAGCGGUAAGUACUACUCGCCAGAUGGCACUCUCACGGAAGAGCACGCCACCUUCAAAUGGAACUCUAUGCUCAUGGAUACCAUCGCCUCCAUGGGCCGCGAGGCCCGUCCAGGCCCUCAGCUUGAGGGAUGGGUCCGCGAAGCCGGUAACUUCCAGAAUAUAACUCACAGAAAGUUCAUCCUUCCCAUCGGCCCUUGGUCAAAGGAUCCGCAUUAUCGGGAGUUGGGCUUGGCCAACUUGACUCAAAUCUUGGAAGGCCUUGACGGAUUCUCCAUGAGGGCGUUUUGUGGCGUGCUGGGCUGGACGAAGGUUGAGGCUGAAGUCCUGCUUGCACAGGUAAGGAAGGAGUUGAAGGGAGUUCACACCUUCCAUGCUCAGUUCGACAUCCAUAACGUGGUGGCUCAGAAGCCUUUUGAGGAAGAUUCUUGAAUUAGUCGCCUCUGAAAGUCUCUCAUUCUCUAUGAAAACCUUUCUGUCCGAAGAGAGCCACUUCAAUCCCAACCAUGUGUUUGUCUUGUGAUAGUGUGUAUGGCCAAGAAUGCGGCUCAAUGGGCUGGAUGUAGUGUUGAUUACUGUCCCAUCAACUGCUGGAUGGC
Messenger RNA from Colletotrichum phormii, 1659 nucleotides. Its product is annotated as methyltransferase domain-containing protein. The record is from RefSeq and is a predicted model, not a curated record. The coding region runs from base 344 to 1492 and encodes 382 amino acids. Lineage: Eukaryota; Fungi; Ascomycota; Sordariomycetes; Glomerellales; Glomerellaceae. The transcript is spliced from 9 exons.